AUGAAUGGAAGGAAUACUUCGCAGAGCUGGGGGGUGCAGGGGGAACUCUUGGAGACCGAUGCCUUCGGGUCUCUCUUAAUUGCUUUUGAUAAUUUUAGUGUCUUGCUUAACCAAACAAAUCGCUCUUGGGAGGACUUCUACAACCUCACAGACGAAUUUGGUAAAUCCGAUUUCAUGGGCGAUGGAUGGGGUAUUCUGAGAAUAACUAUUUCUGUUAUUUAUUCCGUGGUAUGUGCUCUUGGGUUAAUUGGAAAUAUUCUUGUUUUAUACCUAAUGAAAGCCAAGCAAGCAUGGAAGAAAUCGUCUAUCAACCUCUUUGUGACCAGUUUGGCUGUAACAGACUUCCAGUUUGUUUUAACACUGCCUUUUUGGGCUGUGGAAAACGCAAUGGAUUUCACGUGGCUUUUCGGGAAAGCAAUGUGUAAGAUCAUUUCCUUCGUGACUGCAAUGAAUAUGUAUGCAAGUGUCUUUUUUCUCACGGCAAUGAGUGUUGCGCGAUAUUACUCUGUAGCCUCUGCGCUGAAGCACAAACGACGCCGUCUGCGCUUUUCUGCAAGGUGGAUGAGUGUCGCUGUAUGGAUCUCAGCGAUAGUGGCUGCUCUACCAAACGCGGUGUUCUCCACAACAGCCACCGUGUCAAAUGUGGAGCUAUGCUUGGUGAAAUUCCCUGUCAGAAAAGGCGACGCGCCGUUUUGGCUGGGGCUAUACCACGCACAGAAAGUACUGGUGGGAUUUCUCAUUCCAUUAGGAAUAAUAUCCGUUUGUUAUCUCCUACUUUUGCGCUUCAUUACGAACAAAAACGUGAACACUUCUAGUGCAAAGAGACGUUCCAAAGUAACGAGAUCUGUGACUAUAGUUGUUCUCUCUUUCUUCCUCUGUUGGUUGCCUAAUCAAGCUCUGACAGCUUGGGGUAUUCUUAUAAAACUCAACGUUGUUCACUUCAGUGAUGAAUAUUACACUACUCAAGCUUACAUAUUUCCCGUGUCUGUUUGUCUAGCACACUCAAACAGCUGCCUAAAUCCAAUAUUGUACUGUUUAAUGCGAAGGGAGUUCAGAAAAGCUCUGAAAAAAUUGUUUUGGCAAAUUACUUCUCCUUCUGUCACGAACAUGAGACCAUUAACAGCCUCGAGUAAGCCUGAGAACGAGGAGCAGGCGAAUGCCCUGGUGCGCCUCAACCCACCAGAGCCCGCGCUUUUAUUCUAUCCGCCAGGUGUUGUCAUCUACAACGGGAAGAAUGACCUUCUUCCUAAUAGUACAUAACACAUGAUAGGCUAGUCAUACUGUAUAUGUUUCAAUUUGUUGGUUCACUGACCAUCAUUCCUAUUGUCCAUUUUACUUUAAUUGACCAUUUCAGUUCUUCAUUAAUUCACGUCUGAUCACCUCAGUUGAGUGCGAAAU
Molecule: messenger RNA, 1398 nt
Organism: Sardina pilchardus (European sardine)
Lineage: Eukaryota; Metazoa; Chordata; Actinopteri; Clupeiformes; Clupeidae
Gene: rxfp3
Product: relaxin family peptide receptor 3
Exons: 1
Coding region: 1-1260 (419 amino acids)
Biological process (GO): calcium-mediated signaling; cell chemotaxis; positive regulation of cytosolic calcium ion concentration
Cellular component (GO): external side of plasma membrane; membrane
Molecular function (GO): C-C chemokine binding; C-C chemokine receptor activity
Source: RefSeq, a predicted model, not a curated record